UCGUUUACACAUGCGUAACAAAACCGUCUGGCAUCUUCAAGUGAUUUUUUAUUUAUAAAUUCAUCCCCAAUUUGUGCUUUAGGGGCUUUUAUCCUCGUCAUGUUGAAGUCAAAAACCUUCGUUAAGAAGACCCGGUCGGGUGGGGUGGUGAAGGUAGUGCGUGAGCAUUAUCUCAGAGAUGAUAUUUGGUGUGGAAGUGAGGUUUGCGCUGAAUGCAAACAGGAGACUACUGUGCUGCUACAGAAGGACGCGUGUAUCGAGAGCAAUCUCUGCACUUAUCCGCAUUAUUUGGUUCCUGACACGAAUGUGGUUCUACAUCAGAUUGACGUGCUAGAAGAUUCUGUGGUCCGUAAUGUGAUAAUCCUUCAGACAGUACUGCAGGAAGUACGCCAUCGCAGUGCACCUGUCUACAAACGCCUGAAGGAUAUUAUACACGAAAAAGAGAAAUACUUUUACGUUUUUACCAACGAACACCACAGAGAGACUUUCAUUGAGCGUGAACCGGGGGAGAGCGCCAAUGACCGCAACGAUCGUGCAAUCCGCGAGGCAGUCAAGUGGUACAAUCGCCAUCUGAAAACUCUCGAUUCGGGACCAGACGGUCUCAAAGUGGUCCUGCUCACCAACGAUCUAGGGAACAAACAGAAAGCACAGGAGGACAACUUGAUGGUCUAUAAAUUUGAGGAAUACGUCAGAAGUCUUAUAGCAAAUCCUGAGCUUGUGGACCGUCUUGCUUUGUCCACUGAUGAUAAGAAUGAAAUUACAAGCAGCAAAGUAUUGUUUCCAGAACACCUUCCUCUGUCCAAGAUCCAGGCAGGAAUUAAGUGCGGCUCCUUUGUUCAGGGCACCUUCCGAGCCAGCAGGGACAACUACCUGGAGGCCACGGUUUUUGUCCAGGGAGACGGAGAGGACAGCACAGAGAUUCUCAUCCAGGGUCUUCAAAACCUCAACAGAGCCGUGCACCAGGAUGUGGUCGCCGUGCAGCUGCUGCCACAGAAUCAGUGGGUGUCACCUUCAGCAGUUGUGCUACAAGACGACGGCGCGGCAAAGGAUGAUAAUGCCGAGGAGGAUGAAGAGGAGAAAGUGUUAAAGUUAUCAGCAGCAGAGGCAGCCAGGAAACCAACAGGUAAAGUUGUGGGAAUCAUCAAAAGGAAUUGGAGGCCAUUCUGCGGCAUGUUGAAUCUCUCCCAAAUCAAAGAGUCCACUCGCCAUCUGUUCACCCCGGCAGACCGCCGUGUUCCACGCAUUCGGAUUGAGACACGACAGGCSUCUGCACUUGCAGGCCAAAGGAUCAUGGUGGCCAUAGAUGGCUGGCCCAAAGACUCCAGAUACCCAAAUGGUCACUUUGUCCGCAGUCUGGGGAGCGCAGGAGAGAAGGAAACCGAGGAGGAGGUGCUGCUUCUGGAGCAUGACGUUCCACAUCAGGCCUUCUCUCAGGCUGUUCUCAGCUUCCUUCCCAAGAUGCCGUGGACCAUCACACCAGAGGACAUGGCGAAGAGAGAGGACCUGAGGCAUCUGACAGUGUGCAGUGUGGAUCCUCCCGGUUGUACAGAUAUAGAUGAUGCCCUUCACUGUAGAGAACUGGAAAACGGAAACCUGGAGGUGGGAGUUCACAUCGCUGAUGUCAGUCACUUCAUCAGACCUGGCAAUGCGCUGGACAAAGAGGCUGCCAACCGUGGUACCACAGUGUAUUUGUGCGGCAAAAGGAUAGACAUGGUUCCUGAGCUGCUCAGCUCCAAUCUUUGUUCUCUACGCUCCAAUGUGGAAAGGUUUGCUUUUUCGUGUAUUUGGGAAAUGAACCACAAGGCAGAAGUUUUGAAAACUAGGUUCACAAAAAGUGUGAUCAAUUCCAAGGCAUCUCUGACUUAUGCUGAGGCCCAGAUGAGGAUAGAUGACACCAGUAAGAAUGAUGACAUCACUGAAAGCUUACGGAGACUCAACAAACUCGCCAAAAUCCUCAAGAGGCAGAGGAUAGAGAGCGGGGCGCUGACACUGUCAUCCUUAGAGGUUCGGUUCCACAUGGACAGUGAAACCCACGACCCCAUAGACCUGCAAACAAAAGAACUCAUGGAGACAAACUCCAUGGUGGAGGAGUUCAUGUUGCUGGCCAAUAUUUCAGUCGCAAAGAAGAUCUAUGAAGAAUUUUCUGAGUGUGCUCUGCUGAGGAAACAUCCAGCACCGCCUCCGUCGAACUAUGACAUCCUGAUCAAGGCUGGAAAGUCCAAAAAUGUGGACAUCCACGUCAAUUCAGCCAAGGCACUYGCCGAUUCCCUCGAUGUCGCCAAAGUGGAUGGCUUUAUGUAUUUCAACACACUCCUGCGCAUCCUGGCCACGCGCUGCAUGAUGCAAGCUGUCUAUUUCUGUUCAGGCAUGGACAGCGACUUCCACCAUUAUGGUCUGGCCUCCCCCAUUUAUACACACUUCACAUCACCAAUUAGGAGAUAUGCAGAUAUAAUAGUGCACCGCCUGCUGGCAGUGGCUAUAGAAGCAGACAACACCUACCCUGAUCUGAUGGACAAGCAUAAACAGUCGGCCCUCUGCAACAACCUCAACUACAGACACAAAAUGUCUCAGUAUGCACAGAGGGCAUCAGUGGCCUUCCACACACAGUUGUUCUUCAAGACUCGAGGCAUACUGAAUGAAGAAGGAUUCGUUCUGUUUGUGAGGAAGAAUGCAAUCAUCGUUCUUAUCCCAAAGUUUGGUCUGGAGGGAACAGUCUUCUUUCAAACUAAAGACAAAAUGUCACCCAACCUCGUUUUUGAUGAAGCGGGUCCAACUCUAAAGGUGGAGCAGCACACAUUUCACAUAUUUGAUAGGGUGAAGGUCACUAUCAGCCUAGAUGCCUCCAACAUUCAGCACCAGAAGAUCCGCAUGGCUCUAACAGAACCUGUGAUCCCCGGUGUUAGUGUUCCUGUCCCUGAGGCUGAACCACAAGCCAAGAAACAGAAACUGGACUGCUGAUGGAGAAAGCAGUGUCAUAGUUCACCCACCAUGUUGUAAUGUACCRUAGAGGAUAACUGGAGCAAGUAUGCAAAUCAUUUGGCUAAAUAUGUCACUGCUCCAAUUUCAUACGCUCUUUUCCUUUAUCAUUCAAUGAAUUGAAGAAUUUAUUGGCAAAACAAUGUGUUAGUUUUUUUGCCUUCAUGGUUAUGCUUUUUUUUUUAAAUAGAAUAAAAAAACUGUUUCCUGCUUA
Molecule: messenger RNA, 3190 nt
Organism: Austrofundulus limnaeus
Lineage: Eukaryota; Metazoa; Chordata; Actinopteri; Cyprinodontiformes; Rivulidae
Gene: dis3
Product: DIS3 exosome endoribonuclease and 3'-5' exoribonuclease
Exons: 21
Coding region: 100-2958 (952 amino acids)
Biological process (GO): nuclear mRNA surveillance of mRNA 3'-end processing; rRNA catabolic process
Cellular component (GO): cytoplasmic exosome (RNase complex); nuclear exosome (RNase complex)
Molecular function (GO): endonuclease activity; 3'-5'-RNA exonuclease activity; RNA binding
Source: RefSeq, a predicted model, not a curated record